This is a messenger RNA of Juglans regia (Persian walnut), 747 nucleotides long. RefSeq lists its product as uncharacterized. The coding region runs from base 1 to 747 and encodes 248 amino acids. The record is from RefSeq and is a predicted model, not a curated record. NCBI's taxonomy places the organism in Eukaryota, Viridiplantae, Streptophyta, Magnoliopsida, Fagales, Juglandaceae. The transcript has a single exon. Gene Ontology annotation, molecular function: RNA-DNA hybrid ribonuclease activity; nucleic acid binding.
AUGAAGAUUGAAGUGUCUGAUCUGCUAUGGGAAAAACUUAUAGAAAAACUGAACGGUUCAAAACUAGAGGAGGUAGCUAUUGUGAUGAGGGGCCUAUGGCUAAGAAGAAAUGAGAGCAUUUUCGAAGACAAGUUCAAAUCUCCAAGCCAAGUAAGAAGAAUUGCUAAACAUGAUAUGACAGAAUAUCAACAAGCUCAACAUACUGAUAAGGCAAGUUUGAGAAUGAAUGAUGAGAGUUGUAGCAAAACUAUAAGGUGGGAAAAACCAAGACCAGGCUAUGUAAAAUCCAACUGGGAUGCAACAAUAGAUAAGAAGGAAAUGAAGGUGGGCAUAGGGGUUGUAAUUGGAGAUGAAGAUGGGGAAAUGUUAAUAGCUGUGGAGGGACAGAAGUAUGAUGUUGACCAGCCUGUUGUUGCUGAAGCUCAUGCUCUGCGAAAGGCACUGGACGUAUGCAGAGAACUAAGUUUUGAUAAGGUAUUGUUCAAGGGUGAUGCUCAAGUGUUCAUCAAAACUGUUAACAAUGCAAGUGAAGAUUUAUCAUUCUAUGGAAGUUUAAUUGAAGGCAUGAAACAGUUACUAAAGCAUAGGACAGAUUGGAUAGUACAGUUUACUCAUAGAACAAAUAAUGGGGCAGCACAUACAUUAGCGAAAGAAAGUUUAUCAUUGCAGUCUGAAUUGAUUUGGAUAGAAGAUAUACAUGAUUGUAUUCAAAGAAUUGUAGAGAGUGAGAGUUAUUGUAAUGACUAA